Megachile rotundata (alfalfa leafcutting bee) is the source of this 1552-nucleotide messenger RNA. RefSeq names its product N-terminal methyltransferase (gene Ntmt). Gene Ontology annotation, cellular component: cytoplasm. Gene Ontology annotation, molecular function: N-terminal protein N-methyltransferase activity. Gene Ontology annotation, biological process: N-terminal protein amino acid methylation. NCBI's taxonomy places the organism in Eukaryota, Metazoa, Arthropoda, Insecta, Hymenoptera, Megachilidae. The record is from RefSeq and is a predicted model, not a curated record.
UUGUACGUUUAAAUUUUUGUGCCAUAAAUAAAUAAAAGCUAUUUUAUACAUAAUAUUUCCUUGUGGUAAAAUGUCUUUAAAAUUUAUUAUCGGCCCUCGGAAAAUCAUACUCAUCAGCCGACGAGUUUUUAUUCAUUCUACGCAUGUUAGCUCUGAUUGGUUCGAGCACGGUUAGUAAUUCGUAACUAUGAACAACGCGCAUGCGCUCUUGCGAUUUUCGUAACGUGACUGCAUAUACCCAGUGGUCUUUUAUCUAGUUUACGUGUAUGAGACAUAACCAUACUUGCAUACAGGGUAUAUCGCAUAAGUAAAAGUGGAAUUUGAUUUUAAAAGUUCCUUUUCCAAUUUUAAUUCAGACUGCAGAGUUAUUAUUAUUAUUAACAAUUGAAAUUUACGCUCGAUUAACCUACACAAUUACCUACUACAUCAUCCUCCAGACACAUCCAUAUCAUAAACAAUUAAAAAAUUUAGAAAUUAGGAAGUUUUUAACAAUCUGAUGAUACUUGAAUGUGACACACGAACUACCAUUUAAUAACCUUAUUCUAUAUUAUCAUUUCUUCUCUUUUUAUACAUAUUUUUAUCCACCAUAUAUAUGGCCGUCGAAGUGAUAAGGGUAUAGUAGUAGGAUGACACUAACUGGGUGAGGAGCCUACUGAAAUUAGCCGCACUGUAAUCUAACUUUUUAAGCAUGAUCUUUCCUUGAACGAAGUACUGACUACUGAUUUUUAUGAAUAAUCGAUUUCUUUUCGAUAUUUCGAUUAAAUAAAACAAACGAUAGGUCGAUAUCUUAUUGUAUAUCGAUUGGUAUCGAUGAUAAAAUUAGGAUGUAAUGACAUUGUUAAAGAUGGAAAAAGAAGAAAAUAUAGUUGAACAAAAUGAAUUUUAUACCGCGGCUGCUGAAUAUUGGGAACAUAUUCCACCUACAGUGGAUGGAAUGCUUGGUGGUUUUGGAUUUAUUUCUCAAAUUGAUAUAAAGGGUUCCACAAAAUUUUUGAAAUCUUUAUUUGAAUUAAAAACUUCACCAUCGAGAACAUUUGCAUUAGAUUGUGGUGCUGGCAUAGGAAGGAUAACAAAGAAUUUAUUAUUAAAUCAUUUUAAAUACAUUGAUUUAGUGGAACAAAAUCCGAAAUUUCUAGAAGUUGCUAAAACAUGUUUGCAAAAUUAUUCUACAAGAAUUGGCAACUAUUAUUCUAUUGGACUGCAAAAUUUUGACUUUACAACCAAGAAGUAUGAUGUUAUUUGGUGUCAGUGGGUUUUGGGUCAUUUAAAGAAGGAUCACUUAAUAGAAUUCCUAAAGAGGUGUUCGACUGGACUAAGAUCUAAUGGUUUGAUCAUAAUUAAAGAAAAUGUAACAACUUCUGCAAAAUUAGAAAUUGAUACAAAGGAUUCAUCUGUGACACGACCUCUGUCUGAAUUUCAUAGCAUCUUUCAGGAAUCUGAUUUAAUUUGUAUCAAAGAAGAACAACAACAUAAAUUUCCACGUGGAUUAUAUCCAGUUUAUAUGUUUGCUUUAAAACCCAUUAAUAAAUCUUGAACUUGUAAUAAAUAAUAA